Molecule: messenger RNA, 1096 nt
Organism: Phlebotomus papatasi
Lineage: Eukaryota; Metazoa; Arthropoda; Insecta; Diptera; Psychodidae
Product: estradiol 17-beta-dehydrogenase 11-like
Exons: 4
Coding region: 59-1054 (331 amino acids)
Cellular component (GO): lipid droplet
Molecular function (GO): oxidoreductase activity, acting on the CH-OH group of donors, NAD or NADP as acceptor
Source: RefSeq, a predicted model, not a curated record
UUCAGUCAUUACUGUUUUUAGAGGUGUCCUGGGCAGAUGGAUUUAACCAUUUAGUGAGAUGCAGAACGUAUUCGAUAGUGGAAAAGUGCCAUAUGAGGCUGCUCCUAUCCCAAAGAGGAGAUCGUUUGACGAAUCUAUAAUGUUCUAUUUGUUGGUGGUUAAGGAUGUUUUAAUUGUGCUUCUAAUUGCUAUUCCUAUGUUGGUGCUCAAGUUGAUAACAAAUCUUCUGCCAGGAAGUGAUAAAAAUGUGGCUGGACAAUUAGCCCUAGUAACUGGGGGAGGGAAUGGGAUUGGUAGGGAAAUAGCGUUAGAAUUAGCCAGGAAAAAAUGCAAUAUAGCCAUUGCUGAUGUGGAUUGUGAAGCUGGUGAGAAUACAGUGAAGGAAUGUGUAUCCUUUGGAGUUAAAGCAAAGUUCUUCGAGGCAGAUGUUGGUGAUAGCGAUGAAGUGAUAUCGCUUCGAGGGAGAAUAGAAAAAGAAAUGGGUUUUGUGGAUAUAUUGGUGAAUAAUGCGGGUCUAAUGCCACUUCUAUCGAUGAGAGAAGGCACAGCACCUGAAAUCGAAAGGAUAGUUCAUACGAAUUUUUUUUCAAACAUUUGGACUUGCCGAGUUUUUGUUGGUGGAAUGAUUGAGAGGAAGAAAGGUCACAUUGUCUGUAUUGCGUCAGCAUCAUCAAUCCAUGUGAUGCCACGAGCUUCGAUUUAUACUGCCACAAAGUGUGGAAUUGCAGGACUUAUGGGUGCAUUUGAAGAAGAAUUGCGAGGUGAAGGAUAUGGGUUCAUCAAAUUCACUACAGUUUAUCCUUAUUUUGUUUCAACAAGAAAGGAUCUCAUAGAAGCCCUCAAUCUGCGAUUUCCUGCGAUAACAGCAAAAGAAACUGCAAGUGCUACUGUCCAAGCAUUACUGAGGAACCAGAAAGAUGUAGCAGUUCCGUCUUAUCUAUUCUUCCUCUCAAAAUUUUCCAAAUUUUUCACAGCUGAAGUUCAACAGUUGAUCCGUGAUAGGAUAUUCAGAGAGCGUUACUGUCUUAUGACACCCUACAAGGGAUAUAAUUGAGCUUGUUUAUCCGUUUAAUAAAUUAAUGGUGUCCCAGAAGAA